AUGAGACUCCCGACUGUCCUGACCUUGUUCGCUGGCUCCGUGGCCUCCGGCUACGUGUAUGAGCGGCUGGAAAAGAAUGACACACUUUUCCUCAUCCUCGACCUGCAGGUCGGCCUGUUCAAUCUGGCAAGAGAUUCAGACGCCACGCUUUACCGUGACGCAAUCGGUAAGAACCCGCUCGAGCCCUCGCCAGUGAUGGCCCAUGGUGAACUGGCCAAGGUAUUCGACGUGCCAGUUGUCAUGACGACCUCGGCCGAGACGGGCCCCAACGGCCCCCUGCCGGGCGAGUUUCUUGACAUGUUUCCCAACGCUCCCCUUAUCCAGCGCCCCGGGCAGGUGAACGCGUGGGACAACGCAGACUUCCAGGCGGCGGUGCGGGCGGCGGGAAAGAAACAGAUCGUGAUGGCGGGGAUCACGACGGACGUCUGCACGACGUUCCUUGCCCUGUCACUGAGGGAAGCCGGCUACAGCGUCUUCGUCAACGUCGAGGCGUCGGGCACCACGACGGAGCUCAUCCGAGACGCCAGCAACGACCGGAUGAAGGACGCCGGUGUCCAGAUCCUGUCGCUUUUCGCCAUCAUGUGCGAGCUGAUGCGCGACUGGCGAAACACGCCGGGGGCUGUAGAGCUCUUCCCCUUCCUCGACAAGUACUACCCCGCCUACGGGAUGCUGAUCCGUGGGCACCGGGCGGCCAAGCUCAACGGCACCAUCGGGCCAGGGGAAAAUCUCGUGGCUUAG
Messenger RNA from Anthostomella pinea, 738 nucleotides. The record is from the annotation of a GenBank genome assembly. Lineage: Eukaryota; Fungi; Ascomycota; Sordariomycetes; Xylariales; Xylariaceae.